This is a messenger RNA of Ostertagia ostertagi, 450 nucleotides long. NCBI's taxonomy places the organism in Eukaryota, Metazoa, Nematoda, Chromadorea, Rhabditida, Trichostrongylidae. The record is from the annotation of a GenBank genome assembly.
AUGGUACCCAAGCGCAACGUCACCAGUGUCAAGUUCGGUCUAUUCGUUAAACACUACCGUAAUCAAGUUAUUGUCAGCAGAGUAGAAAAUGUAGGAAGCACUGGUCGCUUCCGUACAACAACGCGCGUCGCAUUAGCCUCAGAUGUGAAGUCGAUUGUUCGACGCUAUGCAGAAAAGCUGAAAGACGGUUUUGGCGAAAUCAAACCGAUUAACAUUUUAACUAACCCGGAAAAAGAUGGAGAUCUGGCACAGCGUCAUCAACAGCAACAUGUGCAAAUUGAUGACAAUAAAAAGGAAGCUUUUUUAAUUGGCAUGAUCCAUGAAAGCAAAAUAGAUAAGUUAAGAAAGUACCAUCGAAAAAAAGUCGAUCGUCCACGCGAUCAUCUCGUCGAGGAAAGAAAAGUCGAAGAAAGCACCGCUGAAGCUUGUGAAUAUUGCAAGCUAAGCUAA